Molecule: messenger RNA, 2270 nt
Organism: Teleopsis dalmanni
Lineage: Eukaryota; Metazoa; Arthropoda; Insecta; Diptera; Diopsidae
Product: probable serine/threonine-protein kinase DDB_G0276461
Exons: 5
Coding region: 70-2226 (718 amino acids)
Source: RefSeq, a predicted model, not a curated record
AAGCGUCUGGAUCAAAUACAAAGCGAGUUGACAUUUAAGGAUCCGUCACUGCUUGCACAUAAUUAUCCAAUGGAGUACGAUAAAGAUCAAAAACGUUCUGCGAUUAUUCCUACUCUUAAAGCGGAAUUUCACAAAACUAUUGAUAAGAUUAAAAAACGAUUUGAACUUAACCCCAAAGAAGAACUUAAGCAAAAAACAGAUCCAAUUAAAAAAAAGAAGGCUUCUCCUAUGAAGCAAAGUAUUUACGAAGACUACAUUAUGCAUCUUCAUGAAGCUGAUAAAAAAAAGAAAUCAACUGAAAUCCAUAAUAAAGACAAAGCCAAAGUAAAAUCAGAAAGAAAUGCAGAUAAGGUGAGAUCAGAUAAUAAGAAAACUAGUGAAGUAUCUCAUAUUCGAAAAUCGAAAUCUUCCCAGAAAACUUCUUCUGAAAAAGAUAAAGAUGAAGACGUUCAAAACAUACUUAAAGAUUUCAAUACAAAAAAGCUAUUAGAGAACUCAGUUGAUAAGGAUAGUACAAAUGAAAGUCCAGAUCAAGAUAAAAAUAAAAAAGUAGACGAGAACUCAAACGAAAGUUUAGAUUCAGGCAAAACUAAUGUAGAUGUGGAUGAAAACGAAGUCAAUGAACUGAUUAAGAGAGUAAACAACAAAAAUUUUGUUGAAAAUAGUAAAAAUACCAAAGCACCAAAGCAGAACAAGCCUUCGGAAUACACAAAACAACAAGGAAUUAAUGAAUCUUCCGAUGUAAUUGCUAAAAGUAAAUGGCGUGCAGAACAGGAUAAAGAGAUGAAAAAUAUUUUAAACAAAUUAAGAAAGUACGACACAAAAAAAGGCUCGGAGGAGAAUACAGACAGAUAUUUCAACUCCAAGCAACUCGAAUCUAAUGUAAAAGAUAGUAAAGAAUCGGCUAAAGAAAUUAAAUCUGAGAAAAGUUUUACUGACUCUAGUUUAAAAAAACAGAGAAAUACUAUAGAAAACAAACUAAAAGUAUCUCAGAGUGCGCCUUUAAAAGACAAUUCAAAGGAAGACAUCAAAAACACUUUAAGCAGCAUUGAUAACUGGUGGGAUGAUUUUAAGAAACGCCACAAUGUAGUCAGUGAUGAUAUGUACGUGUCAUCUAAACAGAAUGCAAAAAAAUCUAUUGAUUCGUCUUGGAGUAAAGAAGAUAUCAUUGCAAAACGUAAUGAUUUAUCGAUGGAAUUGAAUAGUAUCAACGCUCAAAAGAAAAAGAAGUCCAUUAAAAAACGUCGAAUCUUGGACAAUAACAAUAAUUUGGUUAAUGUACAGAAGCGCUGCGAUACUCGAAUCAUUCAAAGUAUUAACGAUGCAUUUCCUGCAGUGUUAACCACAAAUACUAAUGAUUUAACAACUAUGUCUCAAGCAGGAAGCCUUUUGCAAAAUGUGGCGAGGGAAAUGAACACGACUACAUUGGACUUAGCUCGAAAACUUACGGCUACUAUGGACCCACAGAUAAACUUAAAGACAGAUCCAAAAUUUAAUACUGAUCUUAAAAAAAAUAUAGCUAAGUCAGUCAAUAAUAGUCAAAGGAAAGCCAAAAAUAGUAGCUCUAAAACCACGAAAGCCGCGGAUGAACUCUCUAAAUGUGACGCUCCUACUUCAGAGGAUGAAUGCAGGGAUGCAUCCUAUAUUUUAGAUAAAGUAUUAAGUAAAUUAGAGCGCAUUCAAUGUGAAAAGAAUAAAAAAAUAGAACACAAAACAUUAUCCUGUGAUGGAGCACCUUGUGAUAUAGCAGGCUCAUGGAAUUCCUAUGUAAUGGGUGUACAUUUUGAAUUAUCACUGGCAAAAACGACACGUACAUUGGGAGAACCUGAAAAGGAAAAUAAAGAUUUGCACAUUGUAGUUAGCGAACGUGUUCCACCAAAACAUCAUAGUGUCAUUGAUGCAGAAUGGUCUUUUAUGGGUAGCACCAUGAAUCAAUACGGUGGACCAUUUUAUAUGUUUACUGAAAGUAAGUCUGCACAUUCUGGAAUAAUGGCGACAUUUAUUGGUUCUUGUCGUACUUGUGGCGGUAUUGACACAAUAUUUGGUGGCUGGACAUUAAUUUUUCCAUCAAAAGAUUGUCAAGACGUUACAACAUCAAUAGAGCAUAAAAGAGAUUUUUUUCGGCGUAACAGAAUGGAAGCAAAACGCAAAGAACGUUUCAAGACUAUGCUAUAUGACAAAAGCAAAUAUGCCAAAAAGGAUAAAUGUAAUCCCAUAAAAUGUUAGACCUAUUUUAUAUUGAAUAUCUAUAUAUGGUUAUAUAUUCAGUU